UUAAUGAAGCUAAACAGACUCAGCUCAUGGAAUCCCUCCAGUGUCUCAACGACUACGAAUCAUUCGUAUCUUGCACCUGGUCUGAGCGCAAAGAUGUACAAAAGUUUAUCAAGAUGAACCUUUUCUAUAAGACUGAAAGUAGUAGGGACUUCAAACAGAUGACCACUUGUAGCUCCCCAAAUAUGGACUUUCAAAGUUGGACAUGGAACUGCUACAGAAACCAGUCCUUUUUCUCUGCUUCAGAGACAGAUUACUACACUUUCAAACCAGAUCGGCAACUGGAAGUCCAACUGAAUGUCAGCCUCUUUGAUAAUGUCAAGCCUCCUCCACCAAAGGAACUACAUAUCAACCUCACAGAAGAAGGCGACUUCCUGUUGACAUGGAAAGCAGGUGGUAGAACAAAUGGAAGCCACUGGAUGGAGGAAGCCCUGGAUUAUCAAGUCGCCUACAAAAGAAACUGGGAACCCUGGGAGAGCUCUACGUCUGUGUUCAUCUCAAACGUCUCACACUGCCUUCUCCAUCGCGGUGAUCUUGUGACUGGGAGUGCCUACAUUGCUCGUGUUCGAAGCAAACUACGCCAAGAUGGUCGUCUUUCCGGUCGUUACAGUGAAUGGAGCUCUACUGUGAAGUGGACAAAUCAGGAAGGUGACGAAGCGCAACCCAAGAACCUUUGCUGUCUAUUUAACGGCAUAGAUCGGCUAAACUGCAGCUGGGAGGUGAGACGAGAGCUCACCAGUUCUCUCUUGUUUGCACUCUUCUACAAAAUCAGCCCAGAAUCCGAAGAGACCACAUGCUCUCCAGUUGAGGAAAAGGAAUUGCCGGACACCCUCCACGUAUUGCAGAGCUGCGAGAUCAGUGUCGCCGACCCCGAGAGACUAAGCCGAUACCUCAUAACUGUGAGGCCCAAGGAAGAAGAGAAAAGUAUUGAGCCCGUAUGCAACAUCAAGGCAGAGCCUCCUAACGGGCUCUCUGUGACAAAGUUGAACAACCAGCCAUACAAACUGUGGUGGAAAGAGAUGAAACACGAGGAUUUGAGGGAAUAUCAUUAUCAAGUCUUAUACUGGGAGGCUGACAAGACGUCUGAGAAGACCCAACUUCAGAACAUCAGUGAAAAUGUCUUUCAGUUCAUCUUUCAGUCACUGGAAUCGGGAACCCGCUACAAGGCACGAAUGCGGGCAAAAGUACGCUAUGGUUACAUUGAUAGCCCUUGGAGUGCGUGGAGUGAAGAAUAUGAAUGGGUUACUGAAAGUGAAUUGCCUUUCUGGAGUUUUACCCUCGCUGUGCCAGUCUUUAUCAUUUUGGCUAUGGUGGGACUCUACUGCAGCAAAAGAUGUCUACUCAGAAAGAAAAGGGAAUGGGAGAAAAACAUUCCAAGACCUCCUAGUACAUUUCUGCUCCCAGAUUAUUUUAUGAAAGUACAGCUGCCAGACAGCUCUGAGGAAAGCAGCAGACAGAGCUCUUUAGAAGAGGAAGAGUUCGACAGCAGCAAUGCAUUAGACAGGUCAAUGCUGGGAUCUAUGCCAAAGGAAAGACAUGCUUUAUCCCCAAAAGACCCUGGACACAACAAGGACUUUCUUGUGUUCAACCCCGAUGGCAAAAGCCCCAUUUUUUUAAGCCAGGUGGAUGAAUAUUGCUUCUUCCCUGGCACCAAGCCUAUCACAAAAACCCAAGAAGGAUGCAAGGGGCACCAGCUUGCAGAAGACCGUCAGUCACUCACAAAGCAACCCUGUGAAAGCAAGUUGGUUGAGAGUGAGCUGCAGACCACAUCUCACAUCUGCCAAGUAUGA
Euleptes europaea (tarantolino) is the source of this 1787-nucleotide messenger RNA. It is a transcript of the gene CSF2RB, whose product is annotated as colony stimulating factor 2 receptor subunit beta. The coding region runs from base 27 to 1787 and encodes 586 amino acids. Lineage: Eukaryota; Metazoa; Chordata; Lepidosauria; Squamata; Sphaerodactylidae. Gene Ontology annotation, cellular component: external side of plasma membrane. Gene Ontology annotation, biological process: immunoglobulin mediated immune response; cytokine-mediated signaling pathway. Gene Ontology annotation, molecular function: protein binding; cytokine receptor activity. The transcript has 14 exons. The record is from RefSeq and is a predicted model, not a curated record.